Trichomonas vaginalis G3 is the source of this 2601-nucleotide messenger RNA. Its product is annotated as leucine-rich repeats (6 copies)-containing protein. NCBI's taxonomy places the organism in Eukaryota, Parabasalia, Trichomonadida, Trichomonadidae. The coding region runs from base 1 to 2601 and encodes 866 amino acids. The record is from RefSeq and is a predicted model, not a curated record. The transcript has a single exon.
AUGAGUCCUUCAUGUUUUCAAAAUUGUGUAAAAUUAGAAUAUGUUGACCUUGGAAGAACUACAAGAAUAAAUUCUGGAGCUUUCAAAAAUUGUUAUGAGCUAAAAACAAUUACAUGCGAGGUAACUGUUGAUAUCUCCAGCUAUGCAUUUAUGUCGUGUGUUUCAUUAGUAAACAUAUCAAUGAAAAUUAGAUCCAUUGGAGGAUCUACUUUUAGAUUCUGCACAAAACUUAUGAAUAUAGACAUUUCUCAUUGUAAUUCAAUUGAUGAAUAUGCAUUUAGUGGAUGUGAAUCAUUAAAUAUGACCUCAACAAUUUUUGGUGAUUCUUACUCCUUUUCUGCUUGCAAUUUAAUCAAAUCUGUUGUAAUUAAAGGCAAUAUUUACAGUGGAUUUAUGUAUAAAUGUCAUAAUCUUGAAGCAGUAACAAUAAAUGAUGCCAAUUCAAUAGGAGAAAAUGCUUUUGCUCAAUGUGAAAAAUUGAAAUCAAUCACAUUUUUAUCAAAUAUAAAAUCUAUAGGUUCCAAUGCAUUUGCAUACACUGAUUUGUCUGAUGUUGUAUUAAACCUUUCAUCUCUUCAAAGUAUUGGUGAUCAUGCUUUUUAUAAAUCAAAAGUAAAAAUUAUCAAACUUGAUAAAAAUUUUUCCAAUCCGAAUUCUGAUUCAUCACAAUUUCCAUUUCAAGAUGUAACAUCAAUUGAUACUGUUUAUAUUUGUGCUUCAUUUGGAUCGAUUUCUAACUUAGGAUUUUAUGAUUCUCCUAGCAUUAAAUUUAUAAUUGAUGAAUCAAAUCCUUACCUAAAAUUAGAAGAUGAUGUUUUUAUUUAUUAUAAUUAUUCCAUUGAACUUGCAUAUUACAUGCCUUCAAAUUUACGAAAACAAUUUAUAAUUCCAAUUAAUGUUGAAAUUAUUGAUAAAUAUGCAUUUUCAGGGGCGAUUAAUCUCGAAGAAAUUAUUAUUAAUCAUGGAAUAAGUGGCCUACAAUAUGCCUUUGCAAAAUGUAAAUCAAUAAAAUCAAUUAAUUUUGAUUAUGAAAUUCAAUCGGGAAAUGAUCCUUCAACAAAUUACUUCUGUUAUCAAUGUUCGAAUUUAGAAUAUGUUAAAUUACCAAAUAAAUUAACAACAUUAAAUGAAAAUGCAUUUGCACAUUGUAUUAAUUUGAAAACGAUUGAAUUUGAUGCCCCAAAUCUCCAUUCUGUAGGGAAAGAAGCAUUUAUGGAUACCAGAAUUGAAGAGAUGGUCCUUAAUUCAGAUUGCCUAUCUAUAGGUGAAUUUUCAAAAUGCAAGAAACUAAAAAAAUUGACGAUAGUUAAAGCUACUUCAUUUUUAAAACAUUUCUCUAUGCCUGAGCAAUUAGAAGAUGAACUCGUUCCAGAUGAAAUCAAUUUAAUUUAUGGAAGUCUAGAUAUAUUUAAUUCAUAUCAAAUUCCAGAUGCAUUUUUAAAUGAUUCAUCUAUAUCAGAAAUUUUCAUACCUAAUAUAUUUAGUAAAAUUGGAGAUUAUUCAUUUGGUUUCACGAAUCUCAAAAAAUUUGAACUUCAAAGUAAAAUUCAAUACAUAGAGUCAACAUCCUUCUAUGGAUCAGAGGAAAUUGUAAUUAUUGAAUGUAAUAAUAGAUGGUUCAAAGUUCUUGAGCAUGAAAUCAUUGAAAGAGAAUCAAACAUGUUAGUUCUAACAUUUGGAAAAUUGAUGUCUACAUAUAUUCUUCCAAGGGAAAUCAAAGCAAUAGGAGAUCGAUCAAUUAUUUCAGUUCCAAAAUAUGAUGAUGAGACUGGUAAAGUUAUUGAUUUUGGUAUUACAACAUUGAUAAUUCCAGGAAUGGUUGAUGCUGAGGGCAAUCCAUUUUUAAUGUGUCCAUAUUUAACAAAUGUGUGCUAUGGAGGUACUUUUAUGCCAAAAAAUUUGGAUGGUGAUCAAAUUGAUAGAAUUUUUGUUACAGAAAAUCUAAUGAAUACAAGAUGGCGGAAGAAGAUAAAUAUGUAUGAUUAUACAAUUAUCGAAAUGUUUAUGUUAAGAGAAAAAUGUGAUACUUCUGUUCCUUUUGAGAACCUUGCAAACUAUAAAUCUGGCUAUUCAUCAAACCCGAACUAUAUUCCUUAUCCAAAGUUAAAUAAAUCUGAGCAUUAUUGUCCACCAGAAAUUGAAGAAGAAUGCGAUGAUGAAGAAGAAGAAAAUCAUGAAUCAAUAUCCACAAUCAGUUCAUCAUCUAUUACAUCAUUAUCAGAAAGUUCAUCAAGAACAAGCGAGUAUGUAGAUAUAAUUGAUGAUAAAAAUGAAAAGCAAACUACUUCAUUAGUAAUUGCUUUAAUAAUUAUUGCAGUUAUUGAAAUUAUUGUAAUAUCAGGUUUAAUAGUAAUGAUUGUUCUUGCAUAUAAAGAUAACGAAGAAAGUUCACCAAUUGAAAUGGUUGAAGAAACUGCCCAUAUUGCAAUAUCAACAGAAGCAGGUUUAACUUAUGAUAAUCCUCUAUUUCAGCCAAAAUCGAAAGCUGAAAAGAUCCAUUUGCCGAGGACUUUGAAGAAAAAUCAGAUAAAGAAAUUAUUUAUCAUCUUCAUUCUGAUAGUGGAACCGAUUAAAUUACUUUUUUAUUACUCAGCAAAAUAA